Molecule: messenger RNA, 1988 nt
Organism: Perca flavescens (yellow perch)
Lineage: Eukaryota; Metazoa; Chordata; Actinopteri; Perciformes; Percidae
Gene: p2rx1
Product: purinergic receptor P2X, ligand-gated ion channel, 1
Exons: 14
Coding region: 240-1514 (424 amino acids)
Biological process (GO): response to ATP; calcium ion transmembrane transport
Cellular component (GO): plasma membrane
Molecular function (GO): ATP binding; extracellularly ATP-gated monoatomic cation channel activity; purinergic nucleotide receptor activity
Source: RefSeq, a predicted model, not a curated record
GAGAGAGAGAGAGAGAGAGAGAGAGAGAGAGACAGAGAGAGAGCGAGUGGGAGGGAGGAAGUCCUCCACUCCAGGACUUCUGAUGAAGCGCGUCAGACAUUACUGUAUGAGAGAAAGCAGAGGACUUUGGCCACCAGUGAGGAACGAGACGCAGAUGUGAAAGUGGACUGUUUGUAUGCAAGUGGGGUGAAAAGAGAGAGACCCUCCCCUCCUCUCUGUGGGUCAGCCGAUGAAAGAAGAUGAUGAGCCAAAUCAGCAGUGCCCUCUCCGACUUCCUCUUCGAGUACGAGACCCCGCGCCAGGUGCUGGUGAGGAACAGGAGGGUGGGAGUGGUGUGCCGCCUGAUCCAGCUGGGGGUCCUGGCGUACAUCAUCGGGUGGGUGUUCAUCUACGAGAAAGGCUACCAGUCCACAGACAUAGCAGUAAGCUCCGUCUUCACCAAAAUGAAAGGAGUGGGCUAUACCAACAUAGAGGGACGUGAGAGAGUGUGGGAUGUGGCCGACUACGUCUUCCCGCCGCAGGGAGACUCAUCUUUUGUGGUAAUGACAAACUACAUUAUAACUGAAGGUCAGAAGAUGGGAAAGUGUCCAGAGCUCCACGGCAAGCACAACUGCAGCUCACACGCUGACUGUGAAGGAGGGAGUUUCAAACGUACGGGACAUGGACAAAUGACGGGGGUCUGCCUGAACGCCACGAAGACCUGCGAGGUGUUGGCGUGGUGCCCUGUUGAGGAUGAUGACAACAUACCAGAUCCUCCUAUGCUGAUGUCGGCAGAGAACUACACACUGUUCAUCAAGAAUUCUGUUACUUUCCCCUUGUUUGGCGUCUCAAGGAGCAACCUGGUGGAGAAUAUCGAUAGUGCAUACAUCAGCAAAUGCCUUUAUGAUCCGACGAACGCUCCACUGUGUCCCAUCUUCCGACUGGGAGACAUAGUUAAACUGUCUGGCUUCAAGUUCGAAACAAUAGCCAGGGUGGGAGGGGCCAUCGGUAUUGUGGUCGACUGGACAUGUAACCUAGAUGUGGAUGUAAAACACUGUAUACCAAAAUACAACUUCCACGGUCUGUACGGAAACGCCGCUGAGACAGACCAAGCCAGAGCUUCAGUUGGCUACAAUUUCAGGUAUGCAAAGCAUUAUUUGGAGGACAACGAACAGAAGAGAACCCUUCUCAAAGUGUUCGGGAUCAGGUUCGAUAUCAUUGUGCAGUCACUGGCAAGAAAGUUUGAUAUCAUCCCAACACUGACAGCUAUAGGCUCUGGAGUGGGCAUCUUUGGAGUGGCAACUGUAGUAUGUGACUUGGUGCUGCUCUAUUUGCUGCCGAAGAGAGAAUUUUACAAGAACAUGAAAUUCAAAUACACAGACCCCCAUGUACAGCCCGACAGCGAGUCGCUGCGUAUAGAAACAAGCGUCUAUUACACCUUUGAAGCGAAUGCAAGACAAGUCCAAGGCACUGGCCAGUCCAACGACCCUGAUUCAGAGGCAUGCAGCAUAGAGACGGAGGUAUGCAAAAAGUGACGUGGGAGCAACAUUUUGAGGUACUUUGAAGGACUACUGAACUGGGACCCUGCAGUAGACCCUACAAGACACACAGACAAACACACACACACAACUCUGGAUUGAAAGGACAGUCUAAGACAGUGCUCCACGUGUCCAGUUUCUUCAGCAGCAUCUUCUACCAACAUCUUCCCUCUCUUACAGCAACCCUGAGUGACUGGGACUGACUCUUGAUGUUGUCUUGAUGUUAUGUGUAGUUUUUUGGGUGUAUAGCUCGGUUUGUAACCCCCACCAGUGCAGCUGAAAGAACACUUUCUGGCACUUCCAGUUGCUUCCGUGUGUCCACAAAUCAUCCAUAAGUCAUCCAGUAGUUCUGUCACCGUCUUUGUCACAGCAAAAAAAAUACACAGAUAACGUGUGGAUGUGCCACAGCGAAUCUUCCCCCGUGUGCACCAUGUGAUCGGCAAUAAAUUCAAUAAAAGAUGUACAGUAAUA